Messenger RNA from Batrachochytrium dendrobatidis JAM81, 1689 nucleotides. RefSeq lists its product as uncharacterized. The coding region runs from base 1 to 1689 and encodes 562 amino acids. The transcript has a single exon. The record is from RefSeq and is a predicted model, not a curated record. Lineage: Eukaryota; Fungi; Chytridiomycota; Chytridiomycetes; Rhizophydiales.
AUGACUGAGAUCUCGUCUGGCAUGACCAUUCCAAAACAUACUACACCAUCCAUAGUCGAACCAGAGCAUUCUCAAAUACCCAUUCCAGAACCUUGCUGUCAGGAACGUUCAUCUUGGAAACAGUAUCGCAAACCAUCGUUGCCCAUGAGCGACACUACUGAUGUCAUGGAUGCAAUGCAUUCACAGGCUGUUUGCUCGCCAUUUCAAGACUUGUGCAUGUCCGAUACCUCUACGGAAGCCACUUCUCCACAAUCUGCUACCACAUUGCAGGAAGUUGGGUUGAGAUUCCUUCAAGCAAAAGGACCCGAAUGUUACUCCAAUACCACUAGUCCCAUGUCAGCCUUGCAUUCAAUCACUCAUGCAUCAACUGUCAGUGCUGUUCUGUUUGGUCAUCCAGAAUCAAUGGUCACCACAAAUGCUGUUUCAAGCAUUGAUCAUUUGGUUUACAGAAGCGAUUCGUCGUCUGUGCAUUCAAUCGAAACUCCGCUUCAAAUCAAUUUCCAUCAAGAACAGAAUCCUGAUGAUGUGGGGUUGAGUCCUGACUGCCAUCAUGGCACUGACGACAGUCUUAGUAUAAGUGAUAGUAAUAAUAGUACAGGCAGUAGCUGCGAUCCUUGUUUUGAGCAUUCAUGCAAUGGGAUGGACCAGGGUGAUACUACCCAAGAAAUGAGUAAGCGACUACAGAGUAUUGGCUUUUCUCACGAUAAAGCGGCUGCCAUUCAGGAAAUGUUGGGCUCAAAAACUGCUGCUUCCACUCCUAAUCUAUGUUUAUCUAGUCCUUGGCAAUCUCAGUUGAAACGUCGAGUUCCUGUUGGCAUGUUGGCAUCAGAACUCCCAAUUUCACAUUCACGCCCAUCACAGCGGUAUUCAGUCGAUACUGUCAAUACUCGCUUGCAUACAAAUCGAAAGCGUUUUGCAAAUCAGUGUGUUUCAGAUACAAGCAUCCGUAGAAGCACCGGAGACCUUAAUCUGGGUGUCAAUAGCAGCAAUACUGGAAGUCACUACACUACCUCGUGCAAAUCUGGUCAAAUGUGCUACAGAGAAAUGGACGAGUUUGUGGAAUGGUGCGAGGAGAUGACUGGAAAUAUGUUCAAUCAUUAUCCAACUCGUCGUGAAAUAUCAAUGCCAUCAUAUUCAUCCAUCUUGCAACUGGCUGCAAUCGAAGAGUCGUCGGAAUCUUUGAGUCGAUCAGAAAGCUUAACGCGUGGUUCAAUAUCAACACAGAAUACAUCCUCCAUUUCAUCUGAAAGUGGGACCUCGGAUGAAAAAAAGGACAGUCGUUAUAGCACUGCUUAUGAUACAUAUCGAGCAUCAUCGGAUAAGCAUCUAUCUAGCAGCACAUCCUCGUUUGAAUACCCAUCUGCCAAGUCAUGUAUGUAUGUCCAGCAUCAAUGUUCAACACCUCCUCCUUCAGCAGAAGACUCGGCAUGUGCUGAUUUGGUGUUGGAGGAUCCAUUGUUUUCUUUGACAAGCCUUCCAAAUGGCACCCGAAAUACUUGGCCGACAUCAUCCAAGAAUAAACCAAAAAUGUCAACCUCGACAGUGGUUAAACGACUGUUUUCGUUUGGGUCAUACAAAUCAGAGCAACGAUCUGUUUCUCAGCCUGGGUCGUCUUUGAGUUCUAUAUCCAGAUCCGUAUCUGCAACAGCUGCUACAUACGUCAAAACCUUUUCGGCAGCAGAGGAAUAA